CCUCCAUUCUCGCUGAUCACUCACUCACUCCUCCAUUCUCGCUUCCAAUCACUCACUCACUCAUUCCUCCAUUCUCGCUUCCAAUCACUCACUCACUCCAUCCUCCUCGUCAACUCGCUCUGCUAACCGAAUGUCAAGUUGCGGAUUUGGGAAUUUUGGAUGGUGGUGGUGGUGAUGGUGGUAGGGGCAGGGUAGAAUUUCGCCCGGUUCUUCGGGGAAUCUCAGAGGAGACGAACCCACGUUUGUUGAGUCCCACGGUGACUCACUCCCCGGUGGUUUAUUUGUAUUUAUUUAUUUUUACUCGGAGGAAUUCGAGACGAGAUUCCACUGCCCCCCCCCCCCUCCAUUCCUCUGUGGUCGCUGACGCCACAUUGCGUCGUUUUAUUUUGAGUCUCUUCUUCAAACUCGGGAAAAAAAUCAUCAUCACUACCGUUGUCCUGACUUCAACCGAUUAGAUCAUCCGCGUUGAGUGAAAGCUGCGAGUCCAAGACGUCACCAAGCAUCGGAUCUACAUCUCACAUCAGCUCACAUAAGAUCACAUCUCACAUCACAGCUCUGAGGUCGUGUUGAACCACCGUUAUCACCACCACCACCACCACCACCGUUCACACCACCACCGUUAGCACCACCACCGUAAGCACAACCACCUCCACUGCUGUUAUCACCACCACCGUUAGCACCACCAAAAACACCACCACCUCCACCACAACCUUCACUACCAUCUUCACUACCACCUCCACCUUCACCACCUCCACCAUCGUUAGCACCACCACCUCCGCCACUUCCGCCACCUCCAUCACCACCUCCAUCACCUCCACCACCUCCACCACCAGCACCACCUCCACCUCCACCACCUUCACCACCACCUCCACCAUCGUUAGCACCACCACCACCUCCACCACCUCCACCACCUCCACUACCUCCACCACCACCACCACCACCUCCACCAUCACCUCCACCACCACCUCCACCACCACCACCACCAAUGUCGCCGACUGCUGGCUCCUUCGUGGUGUGGGACUACCUGGUGUUCGCGGCCAUGCUGCUCAUCUCGGCGUCGAUCGGAGUCUACUACGCCAUUGUAGCCCGUGGCCAGCAGAGCACGGAGGAGUUCCUGACGGGCGGACGGCAGAUGGGAGCCUUGCCCGUGGCGUUGUCGCUCACCGCGAGUUUCAUGUCGGCCGUGACGGUGCUGGGCACACCGGCCGAGGUCUACUGCUACGGGGCGAUGUUCUGGAUUUUCGGAUUGACCUACGGCGUGGUGGUGGUGGUCACUGCCGAGGUUUAUCUGCCCGUCUUCUAUCGUCUGGGCAUCACCAGCACCAACGAGUACCUGGAGAAGCGCUUCAACAAGACCGUGAGACUCGCGGGCACCUUCAUCUACAUCAUCCAGACGACGCUGUACACGGGCAUCGUGAUCUUCGCUCCGGCUCUGGCCCUCAAUCAAGUGACGGGGUUCGACCUGUGGGGUGCCGUGGUGUCGACCGGCAUCAUUUGCACUUUCUACUGCACCAUGGGAGGCCUUAAGGCCGUAGUUUGGACCGACGUCUUCCAGGUGGGAAUCAUGGUGGCCGGUUUCGCGUCGGUCAUCGUGCGCGGAGUCGUCGUGGUGGGCGACCUGAGUCACGUGUUCAACGUCUCCUCCGAGGGCGGCCGUCUCAACCUCCUCGAUUUCGACCCGGACCCACGGCGUCGCCACACGUUCUGGACGAUCAUCGUGGGCGGAACGUUCACCUGGGCGGGCAUCUACGGCGUCAACCAGUCCCAGGUGCAGCGCUACAUCUCCUGCCGCAGCCUGCGACAAGCAAAGCUGUCUCUGUAUUACAACCUGCUCGGCCUGUGGCUCAUCCUGUCGUGUGCCGUGCUCUCCGGCCUCAUCAUGUUCACCAUCUACCACGACUGCGACCCCUGGACCGCCGGCAUCGUCGGUGCUUCUGACCAGCUCAUCCCCUACUUGACCCUCGACAUCCUGCGGGAUUUCCCUGGCGUCCCAGGCCUCUUCGUGGCCUGCGCCUACAGCGGAACGCUCAGCACGGUCUCCUCCAGCAUCAACGCUCUGGCCGCCGUGACGGUGGAGGACCUCGUGAGGCCGUGCUGCCCGGGCCUCGACCCACGCACCCUCUCGCGCCUCUCCAUGGCCGCCAGCCUCCUCUACGGCGUUGUGUGCAUCGCCAUGGCGGUGUUGGCGUCUGUCAUGGGCAGCCUCCUACAGGCGGCGCUCAGCAUAUUCGGCAUGAUGGGGGGUCCCCUGCUGGGCCUCUACACGCUUGGAAUGGUGUUCCCCUACGCCAACUCCAGCGGCGCCCUCGUGGGUCUGGCUCUGGGCUUCGGCCUCUCGCUGUGGCUGGGGGUCGGGGCCCAGGUCUACCCGCCGCUGGCCCACAGGACGAUGCCCCUCGCGCUCUCCACGGCGGGAUGCCGCCUCCUGAACGCGACGAUGAGCAACAGCAGCAGCAGCAGCGGCGCACACGACUCGUACUCCUCGCCUGCUGAUCAUGGCAGGCCCGCUCUGGCUGACACGUGGUACUCGCUCUCCUACCUCUACUUCAGCGCUGUGGGGACCGUGGCGGUCGUCGCGCUCGGCCUUCUGGGAAGCUUCCUCUUCGCGGGACGAGAGAAGGGUGUUGCACGCGACCCGACGCUCUUCGUGUGGGCGAGCGACUCGUCGUGCGGCCGGGCCUGCCCCCUGCUGCCCUUCUCGUCGGGCAGCAACGGCGGCAAGGAGGAGGGGGAGGACGCUGCCACCCACAGGCUGGAGGUCGCUGCUGCUGCUGCCACCGCUGGCUGGGAUGGAUCUCUGGCCGGGAUGGAGAACGGCAGCUACGUGGCGGACAAAGUGGGCCAAGGCGACCCCACGCCACUCCCGAGCAAGAGCACGCGCCUCUGACGCGCCUGUGACGUGGCCUGUGACGUAGCCUCUGACGUACUCUGUGACGUAGCCUCUGACGCGCCUCUGACGCGCCUGUGACGUAGUCUGUGACGUAGUCUGUGACGUAGUCUGUGACGUAGUCUGUGACGUGGCCUCUGACGCGCCUCUGACGCGCCUCUGACGCGCCUCUGACGCGCCUGUGACGUAGUCUGUGACGUAGCCUGUGACGUAGCCUCUGACGCGCCUCUGACGCGCCUCUGACGCGCCUGUGAUGUAGCCUGUGACGUAUUCUGUGACGUAGCCUGUGACGUGGCCUGUGACGCGCCGGGGGCCCAAGGGGGGUGCGGAUUCGCCCAUCGGAUUUUUCAAUUUUUGUGACAUUCGCAAGACGUCGUGUUACCGCCGGUGACGGCGGUAAUAAACCACCCAUUGGAACGCC
This is a messenger RNA of Lethenteron reissneri (Far Eastern brook lamprey), 3308 nucleotides long. RefSeq names its product sodium-coupled monocarboxylate transporter 1-like. Lineage: Eukaryota; Metazoa; Chordata; Hyperoartia; Petromyzontiformes; Petromyzontidae. Gene Ontology annotation, molecular function: organic acid:sodium symporter activity. The record is from RefSeq and is a predicted model, not a curated record. Gene Ontology annotation, cellular component: membrane; extracellular exosome. Gene Ontology annotation, biological process: sodium ion transport; propanoate transmembrane transport.